Molecule: messenger RNA, 741 nt
Organism: Parnassius apollo (apollo)
Lineage: Eukaryota; Metazoa; Arthropoda; Insecta; Lepidoptera; Papilionidae
Source: the annotation of a GenBank genome assembly
AUGUUUGAAAGCAGUCAAUUAAAUGUGCCACCGAAUAAACCUAUAAACCAAAAUACAGAACCUUUACCCUACACUAUUGUGGCAGACGCGGCAUUCCCACUGAAAACGUAUUUAUUAAAACCGUACAGUAAAGCUAAAUUAGUUAACAAUAACCCAAAUAAAAUAUUUAAUUAUCGCUUAUCACGUGCUCGCCGUACUGUAGAAAAUGCAUUUGGAAUAUUACGAGCUAGAUUGAGAGUGUUUCAGGGAUCUUUACAAGUACAACCAAACAUGGCGGACAAGAUCGUACUUGCUGCCUGCUGCCUUCAUAACUUUUUGACCCAAGACACACAGGAAACACAAGAUACUUUGAUGGAUGAAAGCGAGGUGAGCGACGGUAAUGGCUUAGUACUCAUCGACCCGUUAAAUAGAAAUCCAUCUCAAGAAGCUAUUCAAAUACUUCGUAAAAAAUACGGCAUAAAAUUGAACUUGGAGUUUACAUCGCAAUGCGCACUUCUACCUAGGUGGUCGGACAAGUGGCUGGAGUGCGUAGCGCGCUUGAAUACCGACCCUCAGAAUCACCAGAUCGGCACCGCCGCUAUGGGCUUCGUACUCGACCAUACUCUCUCCGUCUACAACGUACAAAGUCUGCGAGUCAUCGACGCUUCUGCGAUACCAACCCAACUCACCGGUAACCCGCAAGCAGCUAUCAUGAUGGUAGCGGAACGAGGAGCAGACUUUAUCAAGAAAUGUUGGUCGUAG